UAUAUUAAUCGGGCACUCGGGCUGCUGCGCAGGGCAGCCCUAGGGGUCCUGGCCGGCGCGGGUCAGGCCGUGUCGCGCGUAGGUCCCCUUCGACGUAAAAACGAUGUCCCUCUGAGUCCUCCUCGUCGACCGCGUUUCAAGUGCGUCGAUCGCGGGCGAAGAGAAGGUGGUGCUGGUCUCACGUCCUCUCCGUGCCGCCGUGGCGCGCCAACCUCAUCACCAUCGGACCGGAGGCGCGGGGUGAAGCCUGCCGCCUUGCCUGGAUUCUUCUACGGGCGCCGGAGCUCGGAUUCCCGCGAAAGCCUCGGUGCGAGGGACCCCCCCCCCCACCACCACCAACCACCCACCACCCCUAAAGGAUUUCUCUCUGUGGGUGACCAGCGGUGUAGCUACAAGUCACCAUGUCGCGGCGGCCACCUGUGACCGCCUCCCCGGCCCCCGGCACCACCACUCCGGCACAAACAACCAGCAACCCUGGCUUCGUGGGCUACAACCCGUACAGCCACCUGGCUUACAACAACUACAAGUUGGGCGGACAGCCUGGAGCCAACAGCAGAGCCAUGACAACGUACCUGGGUAGGCAGUCUCACGACAUAGCCUCCAGGCAGUUUCGUGACACCUGGGCCGCCCCCGCGUACAGCUAUGCCUUGCACGGCCUAACAAACCCUGGGAUCACAGUGCCAAAGCCGCCCAAGCCUCCAGACAAGCCCCUCAUGCCGUACAUGCGCUACAGCCGGAAGCCAACCCGAGGGAAGAAGAAGGCAGGGCGCCCCACGGUGCAGGUCUGGGACCAGGUGAAGGCGUCGAACCCGGACCUCAAGCUGUGGGAGAUCGGCAAGAUCAUCGGUGGCAUGUGGAGGGACCUGAGCGACGAGGAGAAGCAGGAGUACAUCAACGACUACGAGGCGGAGAAGAUCGAGUACAGCGAGGCGAUGAAGACGUACCUCAACUCGCCCACCUACCUGGCCUACGUGAACGCCAAGAGCCGCGCCGAGGCGGCGCUCGAGGAAGAGAGCCGCCAGCGCCAGCGCAACGACAAGCUCGAGUCCUACAUGAGCAUCCAGCCCGCGGAGGACCCCGAGGACUUUGACGACGGCUUCUCGGUGAAGCACGUGUCGGCCGGGCGAUUCCUGCGCAACCACCGUCUCAUUAACGAGAUCUUUAACGAGUCGGUGGUGCCGGACGUGCGCUCCGUGGUGACCACCAACCGCAUGCAGGUCCUGAAGCGGCAGGUGCACUCGCUGAUGGUCCACCAGCAAAAGCUGGAGGCGGAGCUGCUGCAGAUUGAGGAGCGGCACCAAGGCAAGAAGCGCAAGUUCCUCGACUCGACCGAGCGCUUCAACUCGGAGCUCAAGAGGCUGCGCGGCCAGAAGAUCGAGGUUGACCUGCAGAAGGUGGCGGCCGACGUGGCCGCCACCGCCGAGGAGACGGCGCAGAAGCGGCGCGAGGAGGAGCGCGACAAACCCACGGCGCCACCGGCACCCGCACAGUCGGCCUCCAUGGAGGUGGCCGAGGGGGAGAAGAGCUCCGACUCGGAGCGGCAGGAUGAGCCCAGCCCCAGCACGACCGCAUCGGCACACACGGAGCCCACAGCUCCGCACGCCUCGGACGCGUCGGCCACCGACGAGGGCUCCUUGCCAGCCAGCGGCGCCGACGGCGACAGCGGCGGCGUCGUCAUCAAAAAACCGGAGGCGCAGAAGCCGGACGAGAGCAACAGCAGCAGCAACAACAACGCGGACGACGAGGAGGAGGACGAGGAGGAGGAAGACGAGGAGGAUGACGAAGAUGAGGACGACGACCAGGACGAAGGGGAGGAGGAGGAGGAGGAGGAAGCAGCGGCGGUGGCAGAACCGGCAGCUGCGGCAAAGGACAAGGACAAGGGGGAGACGGCGCCACUGGCCGGGACGCGCGGCCGCGGCGAUGGGAACCGCGGCCGCGCCGCCAGCACCGGCGGUCGGGGUGAUGGGGGCGGCGGCGGUCUGGCCGAGCGGGCGGCGGAGGAGCUGCCGAUCGGGAAGCCGGGGAGGCACGGCAGGGAGCCGUGUGGGGGGCACGGGGGCAGCAGCAGGGCCGGGGCAGCGGGGGGUAGGGGCAGCGGGCGGGAUAAGCACGUAGGAGGGGGGCAGAGAGAGGGGGGGUCGCCCGGCAGCUCGGAGGGCCUGCCCCCUACUGCGAUUGGGGGUCAUCAGCGUGCAGAGAAGCAGGAGUGAGCGCGCGCGUGUGUGUGUGUGUUAACUUGUGGGUGUCUGUGGUUGCAUGUAUGUGUAUCCGUGUGUGCAUGUGUGUACGUCUGUGUGUGUGCGCGUAGGUGUUCGCUGUCAGUACCUGCCCCCUGCAGUCCGUUGAAGGCUGUUUGGGGGAUCUUUGUCUUUGUGUGCACGUGUAGUGUGUGUGUGUGUAAGUACGUGAAUGGGUAAUUGUGUGCGUAUAUGUGGUGCGUGCGUGAGCGUCAGCGCAGUGUACAGUGCGCUGCUGUACGAACCCGGCCACCGGAGUUUGAUACCCGGCCACGGCUAACAUCAGUGGUAAGUGGUAUAUUAAAAUUUGUCCUGAGCCUCCGCCAGAUCAUCUUGGCCUUACAUGACAGUACCUUUGUGUGUGUGUGUGUAAGAUAGUAUAUGUGUGCAUGUAUGUUUGAGAAUGCAUGUGUAAGAGAAUCUAUGCGUAUAUGUACGUGAGAGUGUGUAUGAAGGGGGAGUAACUUUGUGUGUAGGUCAAGUUUGGAACACGUGUGGCGUGCUGGGGCAGCUGAGUGGAGUAGCCCGUUCGUUCCAUCAGAACACGCGUGGUGUGCUGGGGCAGCUGAGUGGAGUAGUUCGCUCGUUCCAUCAGAACACGCGUGGUGUGCUGGGGCAGCUGAGUAGAGUAGCCCGCUCGUUCCAUCAGAACACGCGUGGUGUGCUGGGCCAGCUGAGUGGAGUAGUCCGCUCGUUCCACCAGAACGCACGUGGUGUGCUGGGGCAGCUGAGUGGAGUAGUCCGCUCGUUCCAUCAGAACACACGUGGUGUGCUGGGGUAGCUGAGUGGAGUAGCCCGCUCGUUCCACCAGAACGCGCUGGUUAAACGUGAGAACCGCGUUGGUUUCCAUUUAUUGCCGUUGCUUGAAAGGAGAGAUCUCCACGUUUCGGCCGACUUGAUUUCACCUGCGUGGAACUUUCCACGGGCCGCGUUUAUAACCCAAGCGCGGUUUUCUCCAGGAGUUGGGGUUGCCAACGUUGGCUGAGGAUUCCUUCUCUCGAGCUUUCGCCACGCGGGGCGUCUUCGGGAGUAGAAAAUAGUAAAUCCCUCCUGGAGCCUGCGCUUGCAUGUCCAACUUAGAACACAAACUUGUGGUGUUCGUUUGACUGGCCUUCUGCAAGAAACUGUCUUAAAUUGGCCCAAAACAAGGCGAUGGGGCUGUAACGGUGACAAUAAAAACACCUCUGCAGUUUUAAUUUGGCGGAACAUGUUUAUUGGCCACGAUCUCAUCGCACAGUACACACUGUCACGAUAUGGGCUUGGCCCUGUAUUCCUGGGCGUUGAACGGUUGCCCUCUUUCCAGUCGAGAAAGAGACCACGUUGUCAGAGGUGUACAGGUAAAGUAAAAAAACGCACUUGACUUUAUGUAAUUUCCAAUGUAGUUCUGCAUUAUCGCCUUCAGCGUGAAGCACUGCUAUCUGCCGCCAUCGCCUCGUUGACACGCUUCGUGGUGGCGCGAUCGGGAGUUUGCCCACGUCCUGCUGAUGAAACUCGGAAGGUCGAAACCCAGAGGUGUAGUUUUUGCCUGGCUUGAACAAUGCAUCUGGAAAACAUUGGUCAAGAAGGGUGUAUACCGCACGUGGUGUGCCGGGGUGCGGAAAUAUUUUUCACGGUUGACGGGACCCGGCUCGGAUGAAAGCCCUAGGCCGUUGACACGUCUGAGCAUGUUUGAUGUUGUUGUGUAUCAGCCUGUACGCACGUGUUGAUUUCCCCAACUCGGUCGUGACCGCGAUAGAGAAUGUGUUUCACUGCUUAGUUAAGAUUGCUGGUGUUGGACAGGGUACAGGGUGCGUAGUGGGUGACGUGGUGGUGGAAAUAACCCUUAACUAUUGUCAAUAUUGUCAAUGUUAAUGAUAGGUUUAAAGGAAUGUUGUUGGGUCCCCCCCCCCCCCCCCGUCGCGGUAUGUCCGUCGUUGCAGGCAAGCUUUGUUCAUCGAGAUUCCUGUGUUGCCGCUAGAGGCAAGUGGAACCAAUUGAGCCGAGGUUCCGUUGAAAACGGUAAAACGCUCUGGACUAGUCGGUGUGCAGGGCCCCCCCCUCCGCCUCCCCCCCCCUGCCCCCCCCCCCAAGCGGUCGCGUGAUGGCUCUGAACCGCGCCUGCGUUGUCGCUUUUAAAUCGAGACGCAACCCAGGAAACAUCAACAUUAGUCUUUUUUUUUCGUCGUAGUCGCGCACACAUCCCCGGCUCUGUGGUGUCCCCAGGCCAUCGGGCACACGCUCAGAGCUACGUGAAUGAGAGAGAGGGAGAGAUACAAAAAAGCAUUUAAACUUAUUUUAACAAACGCCGCCGCGACCGGAAGGGUCCCAAACAACUCGAGCAAGAUAACCCCAAGCCCCACUCCUUCCCCGGCUCCAUGAAAGACAUCUGAGCUUGAGUGUAAAAUUAUAAUAAACCUAGCAAGCCAUUUCACUUUUUAAAUGCAAAUUAAUUUCACAACUCUACCCUGUCUGCAUCUCGUCUCUCCCCUCAACACACGUUUGUCUAUAUGUCUCUUAUCUCGGUCCAUCUCUUCUGUCAUCCCACUGGGUGUUUAAAUGUUGAUAGAGGGGGGCUCGCACCAUCAACUUCCCAGGACACCCCACCUGUGUACAAGAGCAGAGUUAUUUGUUUUAUGGGUUGCGUCUUCCUGUUACAAUCUCGUGUAUCUGGAGUUUGUUUUGCCUUGCGUAUCUCUUUAUUAUUAUAAUUAUAGUAAUCUUGAUUAUUAUUUUGGCAUGGCCCCUGUUUCACCCUCACCUUUGCCCGGCACGCAAACGCCGCCCUCCUCGCGAUUCCUCGUCCAAUAUCGGAGCACCGUUGUAUAUUGGUGGCAUCGCUACGCAAGGGGAGAUCUUGCAAGGCUUGGUUGCAACUGAGAGCGAUUGUGUCUGUCGUACAUGAUCUGUAUUUUGGUAAAGAAUUGAUUGCAUUUUCAGUGCUUUCUCGAUA
Molecule: messenger RNA, 5166 nt
Organism: Petromyzon marinus (sea lamprey)
Lineage: Eukaryota; Metazoa; Chordata; Hyperoartia; Petromyzontiformes; Petromyzontidae
Product: SWI/SNF-related matrix-associated actin-dependent regulator of chromatin subfamily E member 1-like
Biological process (GO): negative regulation of DNA-templated transcription
Cellular component (GO): SWI/SNF complex
Molecular function (GO): nucleosomal DNA binding; nuclear receptor binding
Source: RefSeq, a predicted model, not a curated record